GGCGACCCCGUGUGGCGCAGACGCCAUUUUAGCAAACAUGCCUUCACUGCUCGCACUGCGCCACAUCAUGGAUGACGGCAGCGACGAGUACAAGAUCAUCAUGCUCAACAAGAGGUUCCUCAGCUUCAGAGUCAUCAAGGUGAACAGAGAGUGUGUGCGGGGGCUGUGGGCGGGGCAGCAGCAGGAGCUGGUCUUCCUGCGCAACCGUAACCCAGAGCGCGGCAGCAUUCAGAACGCCAAGCAGGCCCUGAGGAAUAUGAUCAACUCCUCGUGCGACCAGCCCAUCGGAUAUCCCAUCUACGUGUCCCCCCUCACCACCUCGUACGCCGGGGGGCACAGCCAGCUGCGCUCUGUGUGGGGGGGGCCUGUCAGCCCGCACAACAUUUACACCUGGCUCAUCAGCAGCUGGGACAGGCUACAGAAGGGUUGUGGUGCGGGCUGUAACAGCGGAGGUAACAUCGAGGACUCAGACUGCGGGGGGGGCUCCACCUCCAUCUCCACCAACCCAGCAGUCCACACCACCCACAGCACCCCCGCCUCCAGCCUGCCCCAGCCGCACAUCACUAAUCUCCAGCCUUUCAUGGGUACAGACAACCCUGUAGGUCCAACCCAGAGCUGGCCUCGCCACCCCCAGCCCCUCCCACUAGCUCUGCUCAGCCAAUCAGAGGGCAGGAUGGAGGCAGGCCUGCUCAGCUCCUUGCAGCGAACGUCCUCCAUCCAGGGGCUCCUGGGCCACCAGCUGUCCAGCUCCCAGCUGUCCUUCAGCAGCUCUCUGCUCCCCCCCCCUCUGCCCGGCCCGGAGCGCUUCUGCGUCCCGAGCCUCCUGGAGACCUCGGGCCACAGAGCGGGUCAGCGGGCCGGCUUCGGGCCGGGCGGGGGGCUUCACUACGAGAGCCACUUCGGCAAGUGGAGCUUCUCAGGCAGGAAGGGCUUCACCGGACCAGCUGCAGUGGAGGGGGAGGCCCUGACAGUUCAGACCCUACGCACACAG
This is a messenger RNA of Notothenia coriiceps (black rockcod), 991 nucleotides long. Its product is annotated as pecanex-like protein 3. Lineage: Eukaryota; Metazoa; Chordata; Actinopteri; Perciformes; Nototheniidae. The record is from RefSeq and is a predicted model, not a curated record. Gene Ontology annotation, cellular component: membrane. The annotation marks the transcript as partial. The transcript is spliced from 4 exons.